CCCACACAGGGAGUGGCUAGAAACGGAAGACUGAAACAAACCUAAAACAACAAGUGCGUUAUGUGACUUGUCCAAGAUGAUAUUAUUUUUAGGCAGUCUUUUCUUCUGGAACAUUCCUUCAUUUGCAUUUUCAGCAUCCCAGCCAAAAAUAAACUGCCUUAUCAUAAAUCUGGACUAUGUUAAUUGCACGUGGAGUGAGAAUGAGCACAGUUACAGUUUCAAGAGCAUGUUUACUCAUAGCCAAAUUCUGGAGUGUUCUAAGUAUCUCCAGAUUAAAGGUGUUAACGUGGGCUGCAUUUUGCCCUUCGACAAAUCACAACGGUUUAAUGUUUUCAACACAUGGCUGUACAGUGACAACGGCAGUUUGGUGACACAGCAGCAACAUGACAUGAUUAAAUCUGUGAAGCUUUACCCUCCAUUCAACCUGUCCGUGGUGGAGAAAAAAGAUGCUGAACUGUGGUUGUACUGGAAUAUUACAAGGAACGUCUCCUGCACUGAGAGUCAAAUUCGUUACAGGACAGAAAACAAUGCCUGGAAGAAUACCAAUCCAGGCAAGAGGAACUCCUUCAGUUUGCCUUUUCCCACAAAAAAGCGGUAUGAGUUCCAGGUCAGGGCUCGAAUAGAGAAUUCAUGCGGAGAGUCCAUGUUUUGGAGCGACUGGAGUAAGCCUGUCUACUGGGGAUCUGUAAAGGCCAACAAUAACACCGAGAUUCUGAUUAGCAUGUCUGUGACGUCCCUGGUGCUGUAUAUAGCAGUACCCACAGGAAUUCUCAUCACACUCUCUUGCUUGCUCGUCCAUAAUGAGAGGUUAAGAAUCAUUUUAAUACCAGUGGUGCCAAAUGCAGGACGAAAUGUAAGCAAUUACCUUACAGGACUUUUUGACAAUUAUGAUGGCAAUGUUGAGAAAUGGCUGUCCAUGCCUAAAGAUCUGGAGAAUGGCUUCAAACCCAAUUUCACGGAGCGUGCCUGCCCUGUGCGCGAGUACAUUAUAGUGUCCCAGUCCAGCACUGACAGCGAAAGCAUCCUGUCAAACCCAACAGACCUGUCAUCAGAUUGUGAGUGCAUGCAUAGCUACUCAUCAACCUCCACCAUACCUGGAUCAGCCGAAACCCCACGAACCCAAGAUUUAUCGCAAGUGGAUAUUCCAGUCUAAAUCUUCAUCUUGAUCUGUGGCAAUUAAAUGUCUUUGAAAUUUAGAUUCGAAAUUACAAUCUUGAUUGAAAAGAAAAAUAUUUCCAUCUGAAAAAGGGGUUUUGCAUGUGUUACAUGAUGAAUCUCAGUCUAAUCCAAUAUUGGCAUUUUGAAACCUUUUUUUUUAUUAGUUCAAAACAAGAAAUGAUGAAGAUUCAAUAGCAUUUUCUUUUUUACGUGUAAGCUGGGUAAUGUAGUGUUUGUAAUUGAAAUAGUGUUUUUUUUUUUGUACGAGUCACAUAGUUUGGAGUUGGUUUUUCUUAAUAGGUCAGGUGGAGUUGUAGCAUAGUAGUUGUGUUUUAAUGUUUUUUCCUCCCAUAUUGUUUGCUCCUGUUCAGUUUAUCAAAUUGAUUUUCUUCACAGUGUUAUGAGUUGUUUUCCAUAGUAAUGUAGGUCAGAAUUCUUUAGCGUCUCUAGAAGGACUGCUUCUUUAAGAUUAGUGUUUUUGCAAGCAGUGACUGUUGUAUCAAAGUGAAAGAUGUGUCUUUGAUAACAUUUAUAUUUAGUACAAAGUAAAUUCUAGAAUCAGGUUUUUGUACUGGUGGGGAAAUCCCAUCACUUACAAACCUAUUAUCUGAUUAUUUAGCAGAGUGCUAUUUGUGAUUCUUAAUGUAGUUGCAAAU
Molecule: messenger RNA, 1814 nt
Organism: Carassius carassius (crucian carp)
Lineage: Eukaryota; Metazoa; Chordata; Actinopteri; Cypriniformes; Cyprinidae
Product: cytokine receptor common subunit gamma-like
Exons: 8
Coding region: 77-1153 (358 amino acids)
Biological process (GO): cytokine-mediated signaling pathway
Cellular component (GO): external side of plasma membrane
Molecular function (GO): cytokine receptor activity; protein binding
Source: RefSeq, a predicted model, not a curated record